UCCUUCUUGGAAAUUUAUCUAUACGAAAUCAAAGGUCUGGCAACGAUUAAAUAAACUGCCAGGUGGCAACGAUGUGAUGAAACUCGUGAAAAAUUGACAACAAACGACGCGACGCGCGCUAAUUUCGAAACUAACAACAUUUUAAUUUGUUAAAACAAAUAAGCGGAAGACAUAUUAAUCGAAAAAUGAGUAAUAAAAGCACGCCCGUGCGUCAACGCAUUCAUCAAUUUCAAGCACAUGCACGUGGCAGCAUGGAAACAACUGGAAGCGGCACGAAAACGCCUGCCACAGCUGCCACCGCUGGACUGCGUCGAAAAGUCCUUUGUCGCACGCCGAAACGAAGUGCCGAGAAACAGACACAUCCACAAACGGAGCAGCUACUGAACACGGCUUUCAGCGGCGGCAUAGCCACACCAACUCCACAACCGAAACCAAAGUCAACAGCAUUAAAUGCAUGUUACACUCCAUCCUCGCUCUACCGCAAUCCGGCGAAAACCACACCAAUGCGUCAACACCAAACGCCAAGCAGCAAGUCGGCCAGCAAAGCCAAAGAGAAGGUGGAUGCUAUGGUGGAGUCCUUUCACAGCAUUUCCGAGGAGAGCAAUAUGAUAGUCACAGUGCGCGUGCGUCCCUUGAAUACAUUGGAAUGCACUCGCGCCAGCGUCACCAAUGUGGUUCAUGUCCAUGGUAACAAUGAGCUGACCGUGCAGUCGGGCAGCAGCGCCGAUGCUUCAGCCGGAGUCACGCACUUCUUUAGCUACGAUCAGGUUUACUAUUCAUGUGAUCCCGACCGUAAGAACUACGCGGAUCAGAUUGCUGUCUUUGCGGGCACAGCACAGCCCUUGAUCGACACUGCCUUUGAGGGCUAUAAUGCCUGCUUGUUUGCCUACGGACAGACGGGUUCAGGCAAAUCGUAUAGCAUGAUGGGCAUUGAGGCGUUAGACGACGCCGCCUUGGAUGGUAAUGCGCCGCACGCUGAGGCAGGCAUUAUACCACGUUUCUGCCAUGAACUCUUUCGACGUAUCGAUGCCGUCAAGGAGCAUCUACAGGUGGAAGUCGAAGUCAGCUACUUUGAGAUCUACAACGAAAAGAUACACGAUCUAUUGAGCGUGCAACAUGCCGUGACAGCCGCUCCAGACACGCAGGUGCAACGACAGGCGCUAAAGGUGCGUGAGCAUCCCAUCUUUGGUCCUUAUGUGGUGGAUCUGAGCGCUCAUUCCGUGGAUUCCUAUUCGGCACUGAGAAAUUGGUUGGCGGUGGGAAACUCUCAACGGGCCACAGCCUCGACAGCCAUGAACGACAAAAGCUCCCGCUCGCAUUCCAUAUUUAAUAUUGUGCUAAAUCUGACGGAUCUGAGCAGUGACGAUGGCAUGUCCUCGGACACAGACUCUGGCACGAUUGUCUCGCUACGCCAAACGCGACGCAGCAAGAUCAGUUUGGUGGAUUUGGCGGGCAGCGAACGCAUAAGCGUGUCCGGCUCAAAUGGCGAACGGAUCCGCGAAGGUGUCAGCAUCAAUAAGAGUCUGUUGACGCUGGGAAAAGUUAUUGCCGCCUUGGCAGAUACACGGAAAGCAAACGGCGCUGCCACGCCCAACACAUUUGUGCCCUAUCGGGAGAGUGUGCUAACUUGGCUAUUGCGGGAAAAUCUUGGUGGAAAUUCAAAGACAGUAAUGUUGGCCACGAUUUCUCCAGCGAGUCUUCAUGCAGAUGAAACUCUUGCCACACUGCGAUACGCUUGCAAGGCGCGUUCCAUUGUGAAUCGGGUGAAAGUGAAUGAGUCACCGCAUGAUAAGAUCAUUAGAGAUCUGCGGGCUGAGGUGGAUCGUCUUAAAUCGCUGCGCAAUGAAUACGAAAGACAGCGACGUCUCUCCUCUAACAACAAUCCGCCAGCGCCUCGUAAAAUCAUCAUUGAGACAUCUGUGGAUGACACUGAGGUGGAGGCACUGCGUCAGCAGCUGGCAGAGCGUGAACGUGAAUUGAAUCGCGCCCAGAAAUCGUGGAUGGAGAAGCUCAAGGAGGCGGAGGAUCUGCGGAAAACGGAGUUGCGUUUGUUAAAGCGCAAGGGACUCGCUAUGGAACUGACUGCGGAUCAGAAGCAGGCGUGUCUGGUCAAUCUGGCUGCCGAUCCCAUGCUAAGUGGAACACUAUUCUAUCUGCUGCCCCCAGGGAUUGUGCGCAUCGGGCGUGGCCGUUUACCAGGUGCCCCAGCCAACGCACUGCCGGACAUUGUGCUGGACGGUCCGCUGGUGGCUCUGCAGCAUUGCACCAUUGAGCACGAGCGCGCGGGGAAGCUCUUUGUCAGUCCGGGAAGCGAGGAUUUCGAGACUUAUGUAAAUGGUGAACUUUUGGAGGAGCGACGACAGUUGUUUCAUGGCAAUCGUUUGGUCAUUGGCGGUUCACAUUAUUUCCGCAUAUCGAAUCCAUUUUGCAGUCAGCGUGGCAAGGCGGAGCAGCUGCUGGUGGACUUUCAAUUGGCGCAUCAGGAGAUCUUGCAGAAACAGGAGCAACAGCUGCGCUGUGAACUGGAGGCGGAGAAACGUGCCGCACUCACGCGGAUCGAACAGGAACGCGUCCAACAUGCUCGGGACUUUGAGGAGCGGCUGCAGUGCCUCAAGUUGGAGCAGUUCAAAUACAAGUGCAACAGCGAAAUGCUAGAAACGGAGCGUCAAGCCUUGGCCCAACAACUACAAACGCCCAGUCGGAUGUCCAGUGCCUCGACGCCAGCCCAGAAAUCGACAUUGUUAGAAGACAUACAGCGCAUCAUGCUCAAUCCCAGCGAGGAGAGUCUGCACAAGACUCAGCUGAUGGUUAAGGAGGCCACACAACGCUGUCGUCAAGUGGGAUUGAAGCACUUGGAAUUUCGUCAAACCCAAACACCCGAUGAAUUUGGAUUACUUCGCACAGUGAUACUCAUUGUGGACAAACAGCGAUCCCUGAAGGCUGAAUGGCCCAUAGCACGUCUUGGUGUUUGGUUGGACUUGCAACGAGAUGCGACUUGCCACAAUGCCAGCAAUAUAUUUGAAAGUGUUGAGGUGGAUUGGCAGCCGAUGGAUGCGGAAUUGAAUGAAACUCUCAAUGACACGCACAAUUCCAGUCGCAUUGCCUUGAAUCUGAGUGCCAUGAAGGAUGUGCUGCUCAAGCAACCCCUCAAGCGAUUGCUCAGCAAUAAUACACCCCAUCAGACCUCGACGCCAGCCAAGACGCCGGCAAGUGCCUCGCCCAGCAGCAAACUGGCUCAAUACACCAAACGUCUGCUCACUUACGACCUGGAAGAUCAACCGUCGGAGGGCAACAACUGCAAUUUUCCUCUGCUGGCACAACAGGAACUCCAGAUAAUGCAACGUGCCGCACAUCGUUUGAGGCGCCAUUGCGAGCAGGCAUGUCGCGAGCGGGAGAAUCAAGCGGAUGCCGGAGAAUUGGCUAGCAAUCUUCAGGAUGCACUUGCUCGACUGGACAAUGUGCUUCAUGGCAUGCACAGCUGCCUGGCGCAGUCAGCGGACUCGGCGGCGUCGGCGGCUUCAGCGACAUCGCCAAGUAAAGCACAGAAAGCUGUGCGUUUCCUUAUCGAUUGAGAUAAUCUUGAGCCCGGUUCUAUUCAUAUUAUUUUAACCUACAUAUAUACGUAUCACCUUUAAUGCAAUUGCUUGUAUUUGUUUUUAUUCGUUUCUAAAUAUAUUUUUGUAUAUUUAAAUUUAUCAA
Messenger RNA from Drosophila innubila, 3699 nucleotides. It is a transcript of the gene neb, whose product is annotated as kinesin-like protein KIF14. The record is from RefSeq and is a predicted model, not a curated record. Gene Ontology annotation, molecular function: ATP hydrolysis activity; ATP binding; microtubule motor activity. Bases 186 to 3572 code for a protein of 1128 amino acids. Gene Ontology annotation, biological process: microtubule-based movement. Gene Ontology annotation, cellular component: kinesin complex; microtubule. The transcript is spliced from 3 exons. NCBI's taxonomy places the organism in Eukaryota, Metazoa, Arthropoda, Insecta, Diptera, Drosophilidae.